This is a messenger RNA of Austrofundulus limnaeus, 1194 nucleotides long. It is a transcript of the gene chac1, whose product is annotated as ChaC, cation transport regulator homolog 1 (E. coli). Gene Ontology annotation, cellular component: cytoplasm. Gene Ontology annotation, biological process: glutathione catabolic process. Gene Ontology annotation, molecular function: glutathione specific gamma-glutamylcyclotransferase activity. Lineage: Eukaryota; Metazoa; Chordata; Actinopteri; Cyprinodontiformes; Rivulidae. The record is from RefSeq and is a predicted model, not a curated record.
CGUCGACUCGCAGCAGGCCGAAGCGGCUGCCAUGAUGGUUUUUUAAAGCAUAAUGCGGCACCACUAAUGCAAUGGCAAUGCAUAGGCAAACCCCACUGCGAGACUCCAUCCUCGCAACUGCUAAGCAGUUGGGCUCGGGUACCGUCCGCGGUAUACCAGCGAGCCAGCCGGUACCGCUCCUCCUGGAUCGGAGGAAGCUAACUAGCUAAGCACCUCGGCUAGCAGAAGGACGACCGAGACUAAAUUCUGGUUCCAUCAAUUUCAUCUUGAACGUCAAACUCCGAUAUAUAAAAAAUGAAGCCUCAAGACCUCAUCUCCGGGAAGAGCAGCCUGUGGAUCUUCGGGUACGGGUCUCUGGUGUGGAAGCCGGACUUCAAGUACAAGAGGAGCCAGGUCGGUUUCAUCAAAGGCUAUAAGAGACGUUUCUGGCACGGAGACAACUUCCACCGCGGAAGUGAUGAGUUGCCCGGAAGAGUGGUGACGCUGAUUGAAGACGAUGACGCUAGCACUUGGGGCGUGGCGUUCGAGGUGUCGGGCUCCCAGGUGGAGGAGUCCCUCAGAUACCUCAACGUGCGCGAGACGGUUCGCGGCGGCUACGUCACCAAGACGGUGGAUUUCUUUCCGGACGGGGAAGGCGGGUCGCCCGUGCCGGCGCUGGUGUACAUCGCCACCUCUGACAACGCCCUGUACCUGGGACCGGCCAGCCCCGAGGAGAUCGGCGCCCAGAUCGCUGUGUGCCGGGGGAAGACCGGCCACAACCUGGAGUACCUGCUCCGGCUGGCGGAGUUCAUGAGGAGCAGCUGCCCAGACGUGGAAGACCACCACCUGUUCUCCAUCGAGGCGGUGGCGCUGAACGUGGUGUCUUAUCUAAUGGCAGCUCAGUAGCUCGUACCCUUUGUUUUCACUUGCUUGUGAACCAGUUGAGGCUUUACCUGCCAUACCAGUCUGUUCUCCAGGUUCACACAGCCAUCGUGUGUUUUUUAGAUCUAAAAUGCCACUAAAGUGGUGAAAGGGAAGCAUUGAAUCUGUUACAUUACCACAUGUGCAAUCAUGUAAACCUUGUAUUUGCUCAGCUCUGCCGUCCUGUUUAAGUGUAAAACUUGUAGACUURUAAUGCACUGGAUGGCUGCUGAGAUAAAAACAAAACACUACCAUCCAGUUAAAAUCAAAAUGCAAAUAAAAAGAUGAAACAAA